Molecule: messenger RNA, 1494 nt
Organism: Panicum virgatum (switchgrass)
Lineage: Eukaryota; Viridiplantae; Streptophyta; Magnoliopsida; Poales; Poaceae
Exons: 4
Coding region: 1-1305 (434 amino acids)
Source: RefSeq, a predicted model, not a curated record
AUGCUCGUUGUGCCGCCGCUCUUCAUGCCGCAGAUCGCAGGAGGCAAGGGCCCGGGUACUCGGUGGCGUGUUGGACGUGAGCGAUUGAAGCCUGGCGUGGCCGGCACGGAGCCACAGGGCGUGGCGCGGCGGCCGCCUGCGCUGGCCGCCCGAGGGCCAAGGAGAGCGGAGGAGAGGGCAGGGAGGCGGGCGCUGGGCCCUCGCGUGGCUGUGCGACGGGCGGUGAUCUGGGGAUGGGGCUGCGGCAGGGCAUCUGUGAGGGAGAGGAAGGGGCUCGAAGCCCCUUACUCCACCAGCCCGAUCGGCCCGCCCCCUCCCCUUCUCUCCCUCCCGCCCGACGAAGCCUCACCGCCCCACGCCAGCACCUCCUCCGACGCGGAUCACCUCGCCCUCCUCCGCCUUCGUGCGCGCGGCCAGAUCUGGGGCGAGCAGGGCCGCGUGGAGGCGAGAUCCACGCACGACGGCGAGAUCCGGGCGCGGAGGUCGAUGGAUCCUCGAGCUCCGCCCAUGGCGAGGCGGAGGCCAUGGCAGCGGAGGGCGAGGCGGAGUAGGUGCCCUGCCUAUGGCGGCGCGGCUCACCGCAAAACUGGGGCCCUCCACCCUGCUCCCUCCCUCGGUGGCCAUGGCGGCGGGGCGGCGGAGGCCCGCGCGGCCGGCGCCCGCGCGAUGUGGCGGAGGUGCCCGGUGCCUCCUCGUCGCGCCCCUUCGAGCCCUCCCUCCCUCCGCGGCCUGGUACCGGCGCCGGGCCAGCAGAGUGGCGGCGAGCACCUGCCACGGCGCCGGGCCCGCAGGGCAGCGGCGAGCACCGGCCGCGGCUACGGGCCAGCAGGGCUGCAGUUGCACAGAGGCCAUGCCGGCCUCGAGCUCGAGCUAUGGCGAUGGGGAAGUGGGAAACAGCGGAGAGAGCCGGCGGCUGUGGCGGCCGAGGGGAGGCCUUCUUCGACCAGGUCAAAUCGUUCCCCAAAGCCUACCGCUGAAGAAGUCAAUCGAGCAAACAUGAAUCCCUUGCUGCGUUCCGCUGUCCGCCGUGUGCUGCGGCCGGCUGCUCGGCGUGCUUGUGAAGCUCAGAGACGAUGCAGCGAGAGGGAGAGAGCCAUCGCGGAGGUUAAGCGGAUGACACGGGACCACCUGCGUGCGCGGGACUCUGCGGCAGCAAAGUACAGUCAUUUGCCGAUGUACAACGGCGUCAUGUGUGGUGUUCUAAUCGCUACAGUCAUCCAUUUGUUCAAGCCGCGAGAAAAGAGUUCCCAGGAGAUAUGGCUGGAGAACAAUGCUAAGUCCAGAGAAGGAUCUGGAGCAAAUUAACAUGGCAAUGGCUGGUGUCGUCUUCAGAGUACUCAGCAGCUGCUUGGUAGAGAUGAAGCCGCUUAUUAGUAUUGGUUAGUCUAGUGUUCAAUGGGUCUUCAAGUUUUAUUGAAACAGUCUAUGUAUCCAUGUAAAUCAUUACCUUUAUAGUUAUAUUUUUUUUUGUCAUAAUAUCCACGCCUUCUUUCA